AUGCAAUUCGCAACGAGUCGUGUUAACUUUACUAAUUCUUCAAUAGCACACUUUAACUAUGUUAAAUUCUUCGGUCAACAUAGUUGCCCUGAGAAAGGCGUGCAAGACAUAGUGACGAUAUUAGGAUUGCACAGCGACGAAAUCACUUCAAUAAAUACUGGACUGGUGUCAGCAUCACGGAGACAUCGUUCCGCGUCAAGAAGAUUGAAGAGACGCGCUUUAGUGAUCGUGCCUCAAAGGAAAUUAAAUUUUACGUUACACAAACCAGUACGGUGGUCGAAAUCUGUCAUAGUUAUUGUGAAUGAUGAACGUCGCAAGAUUAAAGUUGAAUGUGAUCUAAGAACCGGCAUAGUUACAAUGAAGUACAAUGUGAAAAGUGUUUAUAUAUUUACUUUGAUGGAUUACCUCAUAGCCAUAAAAAAAAAUUCUUAUCAAUGGCAGAUGCUUCUCAACUGGUUUAUAUCAUCGAUCUCUGAAAACAAUCACUUGAAGAAUAUACUAAGUGUGUCUGAUCUCAAAAACUUCGGAAUACAGUAUUGCACACAUCUGCUGGCAGCUGGUGUUUUACGACAAAUAGUUGAUAGAGAUGCACCUUCAGAAAACAUAUUCAAGCCUAAUCUAAUGUAUUACUGGGCCCACAUGGAGGUACCUGCAUCACAGCCAGUAACACCCGGUCGGCUUCAUAUGACAGCAUGGCCCCCUGAUAAGGAUUACAUUAAUCAAAUAUCCCAGGAACAUAUAACAAACCAUUGUAUGUUAGAAAAUAACAAAUUUAAUCAAAAUAAUAAUGAAGAAAUAACUGAUAUUAAUGAAGCCAGACUUGCCAUAUCUCAAUUAAAAAGAAAGCUUCAAGAUUUAGAAUAUCAAUUAGAAAAAUACAAACUGAGCACUCAGAUAGAUGCUCUAAAUAAAAAUUUAGAAAUAAGUUUUGAUAUACCUGAACAACACUUGGUAUCUAAGAAUAAAACUGAAUUGGUAAACAAAGAAGUUCAAACAUCAAAUUUUAGCAAUGAAGUUUAUAAAUUAUCCUAUAGACCUGUGAUAAAUAAACCUGACCCUCAUUUAAAAACGAAUGUAAAUAUUGAAAAUACCUUAGCUCUAAGUAGUAUAAAUGAUUUAGAAAGUAAAUUUGAAAAUAGAUCUGAAAAAGUUGAGAAUUAUUGUAAGUUAAACAAAAGUAGAGAUUAUAAUUCAGUCGUAAAUAAAGAAGAUAUUCUUCAAGGUAAUGAAUGUAUUUCAAGAGACUCGAGCAUAUCUAAUGAUCGAAAAGACAAGAUUUCAAAUGAUUCAGAGCUCACAAGCAUUUGUGUACCAUGUGACAGUUCUUCUGAAGGAUCAUUUCUAAGUACACUUACAUCAACAGAACUAAUGACUAGCCUUAAAGAUGAGACAAAUAACAGCAAUGCAAUGUUAAAAUUAACAGAGAACUCAACAGUUCCCAUAACACAAGUAUUAUAUUCAAGUGGGAAUAAAAUUCUGUCGGAACUUAGUCAACCUACUAUUGGCUUAUCAGACGUAGAGUCGCCAUAUGAAAGUACAAAUUUGUUGGAUGAAACCCAAAAAUCUAGUCUAAUAGACCCACCAGCAGAAGUUCCUACAAAAGAAUCUACUCUCUUACCUCCUAUUACAUCACCAAGUCAACCAUCGCCUUCUCCGCCACCUCCCUCACCAGGAAUGGAACCACCACCGCCUCCUAUGCCAGGAACGGAUAGUAUACCAUUACUUAUCACUAAAACAGAGCAACUCUCUGUUUCGACGAAAGCAGUAGCAUCUACAAUUUCAGUAACUCCUCCACCGCCACCAUUACCCGACAUAGUUUCCUCGUUAACACCUGUACUGUGUCCAUCAUUGAAUAUAGAAGCAGAAAUUGCCCAACCUUCAAAAUCAUCUGUAUCGGAAACUGACCCACUACCACCUCUCGUACCGGAAACAGCCCCACCUGCACCUCCGAUGCCAGAAAUGGGUCCUCCCCCGCCUCCUAUGCCUGGUAUGGAUCCUCCCCCACUUCCUAUGCCUAGCAUGGGCCCUCCCCCACCUCCUAUGCCUGGCAUGGGUCCUCCCCCACCUCCUAUGCCAGGCAUGGGUCCUCCCCCACCUCCUAUGCCAGGCAUGGGUCCUCCCUCACCUCCUAUGCCAGGCAUGGGUCCUCCCCCGCCUCCUAUGCCUGGCAUGGGUCCUGCCCCACCUCCGAUGCCUGGCAUGGGUCCUCCCCCACCUCCGAUGCCUGGCAUGGGUCCUCCCCCACCUCCAAUGCCAGGAAUGGGCCCUCCACCACCACCUAUACCAGGAUCUGUCCCAUUUCCUCCUUCUCUUAACGUACCAAAUUCUGUUCCUCCUCCGCCGCCUAUCUCAGGACCUGUCCCAUUUCCUGCACCCCCAGUUGGGGGUUGGGGUAUGCAACGAGCAACCUUAAGAAAAACUCCAGUAAAACCAGCUGCACCUAUGAAACCACUAUAUUGGACGAGGAUAUUAGCAAAUUCUGCAGUGCAAACUAUUCAGAGAGAAUCUGAUAGUAACGUUUUAAAACCACUUUGGCUAGAAAUCGAUGAAGCUAAGUUAGAUAAUAUAGAAGAAUUUACUGACCUUUUCUCGCGGCAAGUGGUCAAGGCUCCAGUAAAGAAAAAAGUAGAAGUGAAAACAAAAAUAAAACCAGUGAAAAUAUUAGAUAGCAAAAGGUCUCAAAAUGUCGGUAUAUUGGCUCAGAGCUUACAUGUAGAGUUUUCCGAAAUAGAGAAUGCUAUUUAUAAUUUUGAUACAUCUGUCGUCAGUUUAGAAGCUUUACAACAAAUCUAUGAAUUGCGCGCCACCGAAGAAGAACAUGCGAUGAUUAAAGAACAUUUAAAAACAAAGCCCAAUGUACCCUUGGACAAACCAGAGGCGUUCUUACACGAUUUAUCUGGAAUACCAAAUUUUGCCGAACGCAUUACUUGUUUCAUGUUUCAAGCUGAGUUUGAGGACGCCAUUAGCACAACUAUGCACAAACUGGAUAAUUUAAAACACACUUGUGAGUUUCUGAUGACAAAUGAUAGUCUAAAAAAACUUUUUGCAAUAAUCUUAACUCUCGGUAAUUAUAUGAACGGCGGUAAUGGCCAAAGAGGACAAGCAGAUGGAUUCGGCCUGGAAAUCCUAUCCAAAUUAAAGGAUGUGAAGUCGAAGCAGUCCAACGUGACGUUGCUACACUUCAUCGUGCGCACGUACAUGCGGUCGUGUGGCGGCGCACUAUCGGACGAGUGCGCGUUGCCAGUGCCCGAGCCUGGCGACGUGGCGCGAGCUGCUGCCAUAGACUUCGCCGACGUCGCAAAUAACCUCACCGCCCUCACCAACCAGUUAAAAGCAUGUAAGGAUAAAACGCAAAAAGUGAUGGACACAGACGCUCAAACUCUGAGUCUGGUCGAUGAAUCUGCGACCGGGGAAACUAAAAAGAGACUGGACGUGUUCAAAGAUAAAAUGUCAACAUUCCUAAAUGCAGCUGAAGAAAAAUUAAAGACUGAAAAUGAGAACUUAGAAGAUUGUCGUAAUAAAUUUAUAGCAACUAUUAAGUUUUAUCAAUACACUCCUAAAUGUGGCAAAUUGGAAGACUGUGAGCCUAAAGAGUUUUUUUCUCUCUGGACAACGUUUUGUAGUGACUUUAAAGAUAUUUAUAAAAAAGAGGAACAAACAGCCAUUAAAGAAAAGUUAAAAGAAGCUAAAAAAAUUCAAGAUGAACGAAAAUCUCUCACACAGCCUAAGAAAGAAGGAGGCCUAAAAGCUCGGUUACAGAAGUUAUCCAAUUCCAGAAAAUAA
This is a messenger RNA of Diatraea saccharalis (sugarcane borer), 3783 nucleotides long. The record is from the annotation of a GenBank genome assembly. NCBI's taxonomy places the organism in Eukaryota, Metazoa, Arthropoda, Insecta, Lepidoptera, Crambidae.